CUUACGCCAAUGCAACAUGACCAUAUCCCAUUACCCUCCGAAGAAGCCCCAGCGAAUCCUGGGCGCAGCGGAUCAACCGCUCGUGUGGAUCGAUUGCGAGAUGACGGGCCUAGAUUUAAGAUCGGAUCGGCUGCUGGAGGUUGCCGUCAUCGUGACUGAUGGGGAUCUCAACACCGUAGACGAAGGGGUGUCAUAUGUCAUUAGGACUCAGCCUGAGGUUUUGGAUCGAAUGAACCCAUGGUGUGUUGGUCAACAUGAGAAAUCAGGCCUGACUGCGGAGUGCAAAGACCCGGCCAAGUCCCUCCCGUUGGAUGAUGUACGCAAAGCGAUUUACGCCUACAUUACGUCAAGAGUGGAUACCAAAGGCAUUGCGCAUUUGGCUGGUAAUAGUGUACACAUGGACAAAUGCUUUCUGAGAAACGAGAUCCCUGAGCUCAUCGACUACCUCCACUACCGCAUAGUGGAUGUUUCAACGAUCAAAGAGCUGGUCAAGCGAUGGCACGGUAGGGAAUGGAAGCAGGGGAAAGGAUUGCAUAGGGCAUUGGAUGAUAUACGAGGAUCUAUAGACGAGCUGCGCUGGUAUCGCAGCAACUUUUUCGCGAAUGCAAGUCCUUGAGACACACCACUGUGGUCAAUGUUGUGCAACAAGAAAGAUACAUGCAAAGUCUUCUAGAAGCGUUUUGCCUGUAAAGAGUGUGACAAGCGAGGCUCAGCGUUGCGC
Messenger RNA from Tilletiaria anomala UBC 951, 721 nucleotides. Its product is annotated as ribonuclease H-like protein. The record is from RefSeq and is a predicted model, not a curated record. Lineage: Eukaryota; Fungi; Basidiomycota; Exobasidiomycetes; Georgefischeriales; Tilletiariaceae. The coding region runs from base 17 to 616 and encodes 199 amino acids. The transcript is spliced from 7 exons. Gene Ontology annotation, molecular function: 3'-5'-RNA exonuclease activity; nucleic acid binding. Gene Ontology annotation, cellular component: mitochondrion.